Molecule: messenger RNA, 1379 nt
Organism: Colossoma macropomum (tambaqui)
Lineage: Eukaryota; Metazoa; Chordata; Actinopteri; Characiformes; Serrasalmidae
Product: polymeric immunoglobulin receptor-like
Exons: 7
Coding region: 66-1208 (380 amino acids)
Source: RefSeq, a predicted model, not a curated record
AUUACAGAGAACAAAAGAAGACAGUGGACUUUAAUGAUCUCAGUGAAGCUGAAGUUCAGUUCAGGAUGAAGAUCCUCCUCAUCUUCACUCUCUGCCUGAUCUCAGGUCCAGUGAGCUGCUUUGAUGUGAUUGGCUACUCAGGAGGUAGUGUCAUAAUCUACUGCAAACACAAACAGUAUGGAGUGCUUAAUAAAUAUUUUUGUAAGGAAACACCAAAGCAGUGUGUAAAUGUAAGAAUUCAGAACAAAUGGAGUCAUAAAGACAGAUUUUCUCUACGUGACUCUAGUGAAGUUUUUACAGUGAUCUACAGAAACCUGAGUUUACAGGAUGCUGGAUCAUAUCGGUGUGGAGAGGCUGGAGAGUGGAAACAUGAUGUGAACCUGAAAGUGAACACAGAUUCAUGUUGUUUGAGUCCAAAUACUAUGACUGCUUAUCUGGGAGAGACUGUCACCAUCAACUGUUCAUAUCCAGAGGAGUUUAAAACAAACUACAAGUACUUAUUCAAACAGGAUGGUCAAGAUUUUACUGAAGUGAUCACAACCACAGAGACUCAGAGAGACAGAUUCUCCCUCUCUGAUGACAGAAGCUCUAAAGUUGUCAGUGUGAGAAUCAGUGAUGUGAGAGAAGAUGAUGGAGGAGUUUAUUACUGUGCAGUGUUGAGUGGAGGAGACUCAGUCAGUUAUCACUCCUUCUACACAGAGGUUCAGCUACAGGUCACUGAAACAUCACCUUCUCCAAAACAACCACCACCACCAGGUUCCUCUGUCAUCAUCAUCAUCAUCAUUGUGUGCGUCUGUGUGGCUCUGCUGCUGAUUGGAGGAUCAGCACUGAUCUUCUACAAACUGAGAGGCACCAAGACACAAGGUUCCAUCUCUUCAUUUAAUGUGGCAAAGAUGGGUAGCAAAAAUAGAAUUUCUCACUCUGCCUGUGACUAUGAGGAAAUUAGAGACCCCAGACCCAAUGCAGACACCGGAGCUACUCCGCUUUCUGUGGAGCUACCCUCUGAUCCUCCAAAUGCUGUGAAUGUCACUGCACAGCAACCACCUAACUCCCCUGUCCAGCACAUCUACAGCGAAGUUGAUCUCCCCACUGAAGCCACGGUUAGUAUCCAGAAUGAAGAUUCUCAUACUAAUUCCACAGUCGCCUUCCAUACAGAGAAAUCUGCUACUGUGUACGCCAGUGUCAACCACCACCCACAGCUGGAAUGACCUAUUUAUCACUGAGACCAAUAACAAUUCUUGAGUCUUUAUUUUUGUUCUUUAUUUGAUGCUUUUUAACAUUGCUGUAACUGGUAUGACUGUAAAGAUUCUGUGCAUCAGUAGCACCCCAACAAGUGUAAAACCUCACUCCUAAUCUCACUCUGUCACUCUGCCUGAUUC